Messenger RNA from Chinchilla lanigera (long-tailed chinchilla), 5427 nucleotides. RefSeq names its product adhesion G protein-coupled receptor L3 (gene Adgrl3). Lineage: Eukaryota; Metazoa; Chordata; Mammalia; Rodentia; Chinchillidae. Gene Ontology annotation, molecular function: G protein-coupled receptor activity; carbohydrate binding. The coding region runs from base 658 to 5331 and encodes 1557 amino acids. The transcript is spliced from 28 exons. The record is from RefSeq and is a predicted model, not a curated record. Gene Ontology annotation, biological process: synapse assembly; adenylate cyclase-activating G protein-coupled receptor signaling pathway; cell surface receptor signaling pathway. Gene Ontology annotation, cellular component: axon; glutamatergic synapse; membrane.
CCGCAGGUUGAGAGCCGCCCGCGGUCCCCGGCCGCCGCCGACCCAGCCCGACUCCGAAGUUGUGCAACUGUGGACUCGGGAGACGUGUGGACCCUCCUUUCUCUGCGCUCCGCUGUCGCCCCGCUGGGGUGUGGGAAGCGAGGAAGCCUAAGCGGAGCCGGGCGCUGGGGCUUUUUCCCGCCCCUUCCCUUCUCCAUGGCUGUGUAGCCGAAGACAGGGAGAGAGACUUUCUGUUGCUGUUUGCUGGACUGGGGUCUCCACCCUCCCGCCGCCCUCUGCACUUCGUCCUCCGUCCCCGCCGCGGGUGGCGGGGACCCGCGCUGCCCCGUGCUCCAUGGCCGGAUUGGAAACUGCGCCCCGCUGCAGGUUGUUGAGGAGCUGAUGGGACGAGCUCGGGACCGGCGGUGGCGAAAGACAUGCAUAAUUCGAUAAAUCAGAGGGAAAAAACAUGGAUAUUUAGCAAUUAAAGAACAAAUUAAGGUUACAGAUUUGGGAUAUUGGUGUUUCCGUUUUUGAGGAUAUUUCCUUUAUUAUUUUGAGUCUUUUUUUUUUUUUUUAAAUCAUCUGUCUUGGAACACAGAGGAGGAACCGGAAGUACACUUCGUUUCACGUGUGAAACACUCAUUUCUGAGAAACUCUUACAACAACUGCACAGCCAUGUGGCCAUUAGAGCUCCUGAUCUUCACGACGCUCUUAGCACCGAUAAUUCAUGGUGGCAGGCACAGUGAGCGACAUCCAGGCCUUGGUGCUCCACUGCGACACGCUGAGCGUAGCCCAGGAGGCGCUCUGCCACCCAGACAUCUCCUUCAGCAGCCGGCCGCCGAGCGCAUCACUGCCCACCGUGGACCAGGGCCCCGUGCAGCUGCCAGAGGAGUUCGCGGUCCAGGUGCCCAAGGAGCACAGAUUGCAGCGCAAGCUUUCAGCCGCGCCCCGAUCCCCAUGGCUGUGGUUCGCAGGGAGCUCUCCUGUGAGAGCUACCCCAUCGAGCUCCGCUGUCCAGGGACCGAUGUCAUCAUGAUCGAAAGUGCCAACUACGGGAGGACCGACGACAAGAUCUGUGACUCUGACCCAGCUCAGAUGGAGAAUAUCCGAUGUUACCUGCCCGAUGCCUAUAAGAUUAUGUCUCAGAGAUGCAAUAACAGAACCCAGUGUGCAGUGGUGGCGGGUCCUGAUGUUUUUCCAGACCCAUGUCCAGGAACCUAUAAAUACCUUGAAGUGCAGUAUGAAUGUGUCCCUUACAAAGUGGAACAAAAAGUUUUUCUUUGUCCCGGACUACUCAAAGGAGUGUACCAGAGCGAACAUUUAUUUGAGUCUGACCACCAGUCCGGGGCGUGGUGCAAAGACCCUCUGCAGGCCUCUGACAAGAUUUACUACAUGCCCUGGACUCCCUAUCGAACCGAUACCCUGACUGAGUAUUCAUCCAAAGAUGAUUUCAUUGCUGGAAGGCCGACGACCACCUACAAGCUCCCCCAUAGAGUCGACGGCACAGGAUUUGUAGUAUACGAUGGAGCCUUGUUCUUCAACAAGGAGCGCACCAGGAACAUAGUCAAGUUCGAUCUGCGGACUAGAAUAAAGAGUGGAGAAGCAAUCAUAGCGAAUGCCAAUUACCAUGAUACUUCCCCUUACCGAUGGGGAGGAAAAUCUGACAUAGACCUGGCAGUGGAUGAAAAUGGGCUGUGGGUAAUCUAUGCAACAGAACAAAACAAUGGGAAAAUUGUCAUUAGUCAAUUGAACCCUUACACCCUACGGAUUGAAGGGACGUGGGAUACUGCGUAUGAUAAAAGGUCAGCUUCCAAUGCGUUUAUGAUUUGUGGGAUUCUGUAUGUGGUCAAAUCUGUGUAUGAGGAUGAUGACAAUGAGGCUACUGGGAAUAAGAUUGACUACAUUUACAACACCGACCAAAGCAAGGAUAGCUUGGUGGAUGUACCCUUCCCCAAUUCAUACCAGUACAUAGCAGCUGUGGAUUACAAUCCCAGGGACAACUUGCUUUAUGUGUGGAAUAACUAUCAUGUCGUGAAAUAUUCUUUGGAUUUUGGACCUCUGGAUAGUAGAUCUGGGCAGGCCCAUCACGGACAAGUGUCGUAUAUCUCUCCACCAAUUCACCUUGACUCUGAGCUAGAAAGACCGCCUGUGAGAGGAGUUUCUACCACAGGACCUCUUGGCAUGGGAAGCACGACCACCAGCACCACCCUCCGGACCACGACGUGGGGCGCCGGCAGGAGCACCACCCCCUCGGUGUCCGGAAGAAGAAACCGGAGUACCAGCACCCCGUCACCAGCUGUGGAGGUUUUGGGCGACAUCACCACACACCUCCCAUCCGCAGCGUCCCAGAUUCCCGCAAUGGAAGAGAGCUGCGAAGCUGUGGAAGCUCGAGAAAUCAUGUGGUUUAAGACCCGGCAAGGACAAGUAGCAAAACAGCCAUGCCCUGCAGGGACUAUAGGUGUAUCAACUUACCUAUGCCUCGCUCCUGAUGGAAUCUGGGACCCCCAAGGACCAGAUCUCAGCAACUGCUCUUCGCCGUGGGUUAAUCACAUAACACAGAAGUUAAAAUCUGGAGAGACGGCAGCCAACAUCGCUAGAGAGCUGGCCGAGCAGACCAGAAACCAUCUGAAUGCUGGGGACAUCACCUACUCAGUCCGAGCCAUGGACCAGCUCGUGGGGCUCCUGGAUGUGCAGCUCAGGAACCUGACCCCGGGUGGAAAAGACAGCGCAGCUCGCAGUUUGAACAAGCUUCAGAAAAGAGAGCGCUCUUGCAGAGCCUAUGUCCAGGCAAUGGUGGAGACGGUUAACAACCUCCUUCAGCCGCAAGCCUUGAACGCGUGGAGAGACCUGACUACAAGCGAUCAGCUCCGGGCCGCCACCAUGUUACUGCACACUGUGGAGGAGAGCGCUUUCGUGCUGGCCGACAACCUCCUGAAGACUGACAUCGUGCGGGAGAACACGGACAAUAUCCAAUUAGAAGUUGCGAGGCUGAGCACAGAGGGAAACUUAGAAGACCUAAAAUUUCCCGAAAACACGGCCCGUGGAAGCACUAUCCAGCUCUCUGCAAACACUCUAAAGCAAAAUGGUCGAAAUGGAGAGAUCAGAGUGGCCUUUGUUCUGUACAACAACCUGGGUCCUUAUUUAUCUACGGAGAAUGCCAGUAUGAAGUUGGGAACAGAAGCAAUGUCCACAAAUCAUUCUGUUAUUGUCAAUUCACCUGUGAUAACAGCAGCAAUUAACAAAGAAUUCAGUAAUAAGGUUUAUUUGGCUGAUCCUGUGGUAUUCACUGUUAAACAUAUCAAGCAGUCAGAGGAAAAUUUCAACCCUAACUGUUCAUUUUGGAGCUAUUCCAAGCGCACCAUGACAGGCUAUUGGUCAACACAAGGCUGCCGCCUCCUGACAACCAACAAGACGCACACUACUUGCUCUUGUAACCACCUGACCAAUUUUGCGGUACUGAUGGCACAUGUGGAAGUCAAGCACAGCGACGCAGUCCACGACCUUCUCCUGGAUGUGAUCACGUGGGUUGGAAUUUUGCUGUCGCUUGUUUGUCUCCUGAUUUGCAUCUUCACGUUUUGCUUUUUCCGCGGGCUCCAGAGUGACCGGAACACCAUACACAAGAACCUCUGCAUCAGCCUCUUUGUAGCCGAGCUGCUCUUCCUGAUCGGAAUAAACCGAACCGACCAACCCAUUGCCUGUGCUGUGUUUGCAGCCCUCUUGCAUUUCUUCUUCCUGGCUGCCUUCACGUGGAUGUUCCUGGAGGGCGUGCAGCUCUACAUCAUGCUGGUGGAGGUGUUUGAGAGCGAACACUCGCGCAGGAAGUAUUUUUAUCUGGUGGGCUACGGGAUGCCUGCACUCAUCGUGGCCGUGUCAGCCGCAGUGGACUACAGGAGUUACGGAACUGACAAAGUAUGUUGGCUCCGACUUGACACCUACUUCAUUUGGAGUUUUAUAGGACCAGCGACCUUGAUAAUUAUGCUUAAUGUAAUCUUCCUGGGAAUUGCUUUAUAUAAAAUGUUCCAUCACACUGCCAUACUGAAACCUGAAUCAGGCUGUCUUGAUAAUAUCAACUAUGAGGAUAACAGACCCUUCAUCAAGUCAUGGGUUAUAGGUGCAAUAGCUCUUCUCUGCUUGUUAGGAUUGACCUGGGCCUUUGGACUCAUGUAUAUUAAUGAAAGCACAGUCAUCAUGGCGUAUCUCUUCACCAUUUUCAAUUCUCUGCAGGGGAUGUUUAUAUUCAUUUUCCAUUGUGUCCUACAGAAGAAGGUGCGGAAGGAGUAUGGGAAAUGCCUGCGUACGCACUGCUGUAGUGGAAAAAGUACAGAGAGUUCCAUUGGCUCAGGGAAAACAUCUGGUUCUCGAACUCCUGGACGCUACUCUACAGGCUCCCAGAGCCGAAUUCGUAGGAUGUGGAAUGACACAGUAAGAAAACAGUCAGAGUCAUCCUUUAUUACCGGAGAUAUAAACAGUUCAGCAUCACUCAACAGAGGGUCCUAUCUUCCCUGCAUUCAGGCGUGUGUAUCAUACUUAGAGCCCUACAGAGAGACAAAGGGGCUUCUGAACAAUGCCAGGGAUACAAGUGUCAUGGAUACUCUACCACUGAAUGGUAACCAUGGCAAUAGUUACAGCAUUGCCGGUGGCGAAUACCUGAGCAACUGUGUGCAAAUCAUAGACCGAGGCUAUAACCAUACCGAGACCGCCCUAGAGAAAAAGAUUCUGAAGGAACUCACGUCCAACUAUAUCCCGUCUUACCUGAACAACCACGAGCGCUCCAGCGAGCAGAACCGGAAUCUGAUGAACAAGCUGGUCAACAACCUGGGCGGAGGGAGCGAAGACGACAGCAUCGUCCUGGACGACGCCACGUCCUUCACCCACGAGGAGGGCCUGGGCCUGGAGCUCAUCCACGAGGAGUCGGACGCGCCCCUGCUGCCCCCGCGCGUGUACCCCACCGAGAACCACCAGCCACACCACUACUCCCGGCGGCGGCUCCCGCAGGACCACAGCGAGAGCUUCUUCCCCUUGCUGAGCAACGAGCACACAGAGGAACUGCCCUCGCCCCCCAGGGACCCGCUCUGCACCAGCCUGCCGGCCCUGGCCGGGGCGCCCUGCGCGGACGGGGUCCCCGCCUGCGCCCAGCCCGAGGCCCCCGCGGCCCGGGGCGCGGACGCCGAGGACGCAUACUACAAGAGCAUGCCCAACCUGGGCGCCCGCGCGCACGGCGCCCCGCUGCACGCCUACUACCCGCUGGGGCGCGGCAGCAGCGACGGUUUCAUCGCUCCCCCGGGCAAGGACGGCGCCUCCCCGGAGCGCGGCGCGCGGGGCCCUGCGCACCUGGUCACCAGCCUCUGAGGACGCGCACCUGGCCGCCAGCCUCUGAGGACGCGCACCUGGCCGCCAGCCUCUGAGGACGCGCACCUUGCCACCAGCCUCUAAGGACGCGCACCU